AUGAUAGUGGACUUCAGGAAACAGUGUGGAGGCCAGCACUCCACCAUCUACAUAAACAAUGCUGAGGUGGAGCAGCUUUUAUGGACAGUUGUGGCUGAGGUUUCAGCCAGUGUUUUAACCAUAACCAGCACAGAUGACCAGCCCCUACUUUCUCCACGACACUAUCAGCACAUCGACAGAGACUCUGGCACCCAGCUGGUAUGUGACAAGUGCCCAGCAGGCACCUAUGUGUCUGUCCAUUGCUCUCUAACGUCUGUGAGGGAAUGCAGUCCCUGCCCCGAGGGUACCUUCACCCGUGGCGAAAACGGUGUUGAGCAAUGCCAUCGUUGCCGUGCUCCUUGUCCUGUGGGCUUUAUCAAAAAAGUGCCAUGCACGGCCACCCAAGAUCGUGUCUGCACCUGUCCGCCCAACAGCUUCUUGUCACAGGACAGUGCCACAAAGUGCAAGCCCCACUCCCUGUGCCCUCAAGGUACCAGGGUGAAGAGACGGGGCACUGAAACAGAGGAUACCAUCUGUAAGCUGUGCAGCAAAGGGACAUUUUCAAAUGUGAAGUCCAGUGUAGCUAGGUGUCAAAAUCACACCAACUGCCAAGCUCGAGGGCUGGUGCUACUGAAACAAGGGACAAGAGAGACAGAUAAUGUUUGUGGACUACCAUUUACCACCCUGCCAUAUGUCUCCCCCACCACUCCACUGGGGCCUACACAGGCUGGAAGUGUUCGAGAAACCAUUAUUUCUUCUAUCUUCCCAUCACUGACUGAACUUGCACGUAAAGGUACCUUCUACGUCAGGCCAUCAGCAGCCAUCCAACUGAGGGAAACAGCAGAUGGGGAAGAUGACAAAGCAGAGGAAAUACUGCAUAUCCACUCAGAAAUUUCCUCUUCACUAAAUCAUGAUCCACCACGUUCUCCCCUGCCCACCCAUGAGCAACCCUUGAGCCAAGAAGUACAACUAGAACAACCCAAGCCAGCGCCUAACAAAAAGGCAUUGGAGGGUCGGCAUAGUCUUGAAGUAGUCAGGGUUGGAAAAGGUAUUGGCAUUGUAGCCAGCCAGGGUAGUGGAAGUAGAGACUCCAGUUACUACAGACCCAUUCGAAGGGGAUCCCCAAGAUCCAAUGCCCAUGAUCACUUUGACAUCAAUGAGCAUCUUCCCUGGAUGAUAGUGCUGCUGCUCCUGCUGGUGUUAGUUGUGAUUGUGGUGUGUAGUGUGAAGCGAAGCUCCAAGGUGUUGAAGAAGGGUCCAGUGCAGGACCCCAGCGACAUCAUUCAGAAGAAACCACCUGCACCUUUGACACAGGCCAGAGAGAAGUGGAUCUACUACUCCAAUGGACAAGGGGUGGAUAUCUUGAAGCUUGUAGCAGCUCAGGUAGGCACCCAAUGGACUGACAUCUAUCAGUCACUGGGCAACGCCACGGAGUGCGAGGUGGACGCCUUUUCCAAUGGCUACUCAUGUGAUCAUGAGCGGGCGUAUGCUGCACUGCAGCACUGGACUAUCCGAGACGGUAAUGCCAAUCUGGCCAAGCUGAUCAACGCUCUGCACCGACAGCGCCGUAUCGAUGUAGUGGAGAAGAUCCGUUAUGUCAUGGAAGACAACCCACAGUUUGAUAUCAACCAGCUGACAGCCACAGUGAAUGUUAGCCAAAGCCUCAGUCCGUUUCACAAGCUGCUGGAGUCUCCAAGCAGUGUGGGCAUCAUUGGUGGAAGCAGCGCCAGCGGGAACAUUGGCCGGGCCAGCGGUGUGUGCACAGCCUUGUCACCAAUGGACCGCACAAAAGGUUUCUUCUCUGACGAAUCAGAACCCCUCCUUCGCUCUGACUCCACAUCCAGCAAAGAGUCUGCCCUCAGCAGGAAUGGCUCCUUCAUUACCAAAGAGAAAAAAGACACCGUUCUUCGACAGGUUCGUCUGGACCCCUGUGACUUGCAACCUAUUUUUGACGACAUGCUGCACAUCUUGAACCCAGAGGAGCUCCACGUCCUCGAGGAGAUCCCAGCAGCUGAAGACAAGCUGGAUCGACUGUUUGAGAUCGUUGGAGUCAAAAGCCAGGAGUCCAGUCAGACGCUGCUAGACUCCGUCUACUGCCACCUACCUGACCUGUUGUAG
Nematolebias whitei (Rio pearlfish) is the source of this 2097-nucleotide messenger RNA. It is a transcript of the gene tnfrsf21, whose product is annotated as tumor necrosis factor receptor superfamily, member 21. The coding region runs from base 1 to 2097 and encodes 698 amino acids. NCBI's taxonomy places the organism in Eukaryota, Metazoa, Chordata, Actinopteri, Cyprinodontiformes, Rivulidae. The record is from RefSeq and is a predicted model, not a curated record. Gene Ontology annotation, molecular function: protein binding. Gene Ontology annotation, biological process: signal transduction; negative regulation of myelination; negative regulation of T cell proliferation. The transcript has 6 exons.